GUGGCGCUGCAGUCGCGUAAAUAGCAGACGACGGAAAGCGACGGCAUAACCUCCCUCAACCUUCGCCUCUGGGAUUCGAAACUGUUCUGAAUCUCACCUCUGGCUCUGGCUGUCGUGAAAAACUUGGAUGUAACCUGUGAUGGCAACGCCCUACCUGCCGCGCGGGUUCCACUCCAGAGAGGAGUACUUGGAGGCGGCGCUGCGGCUGCUCUGCCAGUACGAAUGGCUCUUCAACUGGCCGGUGACGCAGAUUCUGUCGUGCGGGAUGCUGGAUGAGCUCCCCUUGGAAUGGUGGGAACCGCUGCAACGCCUGUCGCUGAAAAACCUGAACGAACUCCCGAGAGGCGUGUGCCACGACCGGUGGCCCGAGUCCCUGAAGAGGCUGGUGACCGCCUGCACCGCGCUGCGCCUCCCGGUCGCCGACCUGCCGUUGCCCAUCGCCACGCACAUGGAGGGCCGGCUGCGGCACGCGCUGCGCAAGGGCAUGACCCCCAAGAAGGUGCACGAGGUCACCCACCUGGCCGCCGUCAUCCACGAGCAGUGCGCUGCCGCCAACGUCAAGUGUAUCGUCGACAUGGGUUCUGGUCACGGCUACCUGUGCGAGGUGCUGCACCACGCUUACGGCUACCGCGUGGUGGGCCUGGAGUCGGUGGCGGACAGGGUGGAGGAGUCGGCGCGUCGACACGAGGAGAUCUGCCGCGCCAUGGGGAAGCCAAGCGGCCGCGUGCGCUACGUCGAGUGCGACGUGUCGGCCGACAACCCGGGGCCCAUCGCGGCGGCGCUCGCGCAGGAGGCCGACGAGGAGGGGCGGCCGCUGCCGUUCUGCCUGGUGGGGCUGCACUCCUGCGGCGACCUGACGCCCAGCGCCGUGCGGCUGUUCCAGAGCCUGGAGCAGAUCAAGAGCAUGGUGCUGGUGGCGUGUUGCUACCACCGCAUGAGCCUCGCCCCCACGCCGGCCCACUGCCCGCCAGAUGCGCUACAGCCCGUGAGCGGCAGAGUGGGAGAGCGACAGGGCAAGGUGGAGCGAGUGCUGCAGUGGCAGGUGCGGCGGUGGAGCCGCGAGCACCGCGAUGACGUGCACGAGGACGACGAGGACCACGCCGAGGAGAUCCGGCUGGCGGUCGAGUGGCUGGGGCCGCGGGGCCCGCUGCUCGCCGCCCGCGCUCCGCCCGCCAAGGAGCACUUCUUCAACUUCCCCCUGAGCGCCUCGCUGCGCCACCUCACACACUGCGGCCGCCCGCAGUCCUGGAGCGCGGUGUGCUCGACUGCGUCCUCGUCGGCCAGCACGACGGCGUCCUCGUCCUCGUCGGCCAGCACGACGGCAUCCUCGUCGACCAGCACGACGGCGUCCUCGUCGGCCAGCACGACGGCAUCCUCAUCGACCAGCACGACGGCGUCCUUGUCCUCGACGGCGGCCUCGAUGUCAGCGUGCUCGUUCCUGCGGCGGCCCAUGCUGCGCCUCGCCGCGCAGGAGACCGUGGAGCGCUGGGAGAAGAUGUCGGUGGAGACGCACCAGCGCCACAGCCGCCACGUGAUGGCGAGGGCCGUGUUCGAGCUCUACGCGUCGGCGAGUGAGUGUUCCGUGUUCGUCUCCAACGAAUUGGCAGUACACAAUGGGCCGGAGGACCGGCGGAGACACUUACUAUCAACUCAAGUUAGUCACAGUCAUUGUCAAGAUAUUCCCCAUGAGGGGAGCUUUGGCAUACACAACUGUUUAACUCUACUGAUUCAGUUUCACUUGGAAUGA
This is a messenger RNA of Thrips palmi, 1747 nucleotides long. RefSeq lists its product as uncharacterized. The transcript is spliced from 9 exons. The record is from RefSeq and is a predicted model, not a curated record. NCBI's taxonomy places the organism in Eukaryota, Metazoa, Arthropoda, Insecta, Thysanoptera, Thripidae. The coding region runs from base 140 to 1747 and encodes 535 amino acids.